Molecule: messenger RNA, 1848 nt
Organism: Carassius carassius (crucian carp)
Lineage: Eukaryota; Metazoa; Chordata; Actinopteri; Cypriniformes; Cyprinidae
Exons: 9
Coding region: 319-1848 (509 amino acids)
Source: RefSeq, a predicted model, not a curated record
UUUUCGAAAAGAUAAAAUAAAAAUUAAAGAUAAAAGAAAGUCAAGUAUGUAAAUAAUAAAAGAAAAUGUGAUGGAAAAAUACAUUUUGAACACAGUUCGAGCAUUUGGUUCCCAUGGCAGUGUUUGUGACGGAAACACGCACAACACGCCAUCUAGCGGUGACUGCGCGUCACUGAAUAAUGCAGCUCAGUCAACUCACAACACAACUGCUAUCUCUUAUGUGCGGAGAAGACACAAUAAACACCGCAAUAUGGUUACAACUUAUUAACAUUUAUUUUUUCCCCUGUGUUUGAAGCCUGCUGCCCGGACUCUUGUGCCAUGUGGAAAUAUUACAAAAAUGGAGUUGUACCGAAAAGAAACAAGCAGAAAUUGGAGAAUGAAGUCGUCAGCCUCCCUCCCAUUUCUAAUGGGAUUCCCGCAAAGUCAGCAGUUGGCCUACUGGAUCACCACACCAUGGGACAAACCACAGCCCAUAGACUACAAAAACUGUUCUUCUUCUCUCAGGGCCUGAGGGACCCCGGGCCCCUGGACAGAACCGUCAGGAAGAAGAAAAACAUUUUAGGCCACCAGAGUGUUCCAUUAUCCAGAGUGAGUGUGGAAACAGAGCUGGAAAUCACUGCACACCUUAAACACCAUUUGCAUCAGCGUCAUUUAAAGGGAACCUCUCAGAAUUCGUCUCUUGAGGAGAAAGAAGCUGCAGUGUUCCAGCAAACAAAAACUAUUGUGUUCAAGGACCAGGUUUCGUCAAACGCUCCUCGUGAUCUCCUGCAGAGCCUUGUGCCACUAUACCAGAAAGAGAAAGAAGAAAAAGAAUACAAAAAGGAAAAGAAAGAGGGAACAGUAAAUGUUCAAAAUGCUUCUUCAUGUUCAGACGAGGCCCCGGAGGGCCAAGGCUCUCUGUCUGAGGGACCAUUCAGAGCCGCGGGUGGUGACUACAAACAAAGAUCAGAUGCAAGAGAUCAAAAACUGCAAGACCGUUCUUCUCCAAACACCUUACAUGACCACAAUAUUUCAUCAUUACAUUUUAAACAAAGGAGAUUCAUGAUCUAUCUGUGCGGUGGAUAUAAAGAUACCGUCCCGGAGCGCAGUGCACUGAUGGAGAGUGUGUAUCCACGGCUGUAUCUACACUGUAAGCAGAGAGGAUAUGAUUUCAGGAUGAUAGACCUGCGUUCAGGAGUCGGAGAUCCUGUUUCGGAAAAUCACGAUUUGGCAGAGAUGCACAUGGAGACACUUAGACGUUGUCAGGAGACUGAGGGGCCAACUUUUAUUGUGUUCACUGGACAGAAGCAUGAGAUACGGUCACUGCCGAAUACGAUUCCUCUUGCAGAUUUUGAAGCUAUUUUAAAAUUCAUUGAGAGAAGCAAGAAGAAGCUGUCUAGGAGGCAGUCAGACAUGGCAGAUGAGUCACAGCUCAGUAUAGACACCGCUGACAGUGGGAGUCUUAAACUGGAGAAGGAACCCCGUUUGUUAGAGAAGGAGCCUUCGCAAAGUUCUGCCGUCAUGAGCGAGAACUCUAUCUCCAGCAGUUCCACGUCAGAUGGAGACGAGAUACAGCUGGCCAGGAGCUGGAUGGACUAUGACCAGGAUGUGACUCUCUUGCAGACAUGGUAUAAGCUGGAUAAAAACACAAUUCCUGCUGUGUACCGCUUACUUCCUGUCAGCACACAUCACCCUGACUACCUCAGUCGGGAUGGGCAUCGCAGGAAGCUGGGAAGGAAGGCAUGGCGCACUUCCUGUGUGAAGCUGUGGAAUGUGCUGUGGCGAUCUGGACCUGAGGCCAUUGGAGAAGAAGCCACCUGGCAUCUGCUUAAAACAGGCAUGAGUUUUGCUGUCAUAAGGACGUUUUAA